Messenger RNA from Chroicocephalus ridibundus (black-headed gull), 3856 nucleotides. RefSeq names its product UDP-GlcNAc:betaGal beta-1,3-N-acetylglucosaminyltransferase 9 (gene B3GNT9). Gene Ontology annotation, cellular component: Golgi membrane. The record is from RefSeq and is a predicted model, not a curated record. Lineage: Eukaryota; Metazoa; Chordata; Aves; Charadriiformes; Laridae. Gene Ontology annotation, molecular function: UDP-glycosyltransferase activity; hexosyltransferase activity.
GGCCUGGCUCCGCGCGCGCCCUCGAGGCCCUCCCCGGGGCGCGGGUGGCCGAGGGCUGCGUGGGGCUGGCUCCCACCCGCGCUCCCCAGCCCCGACCACGUGUCAGGCGCUUGGCAGCGGCCCCGGCUCCUUCCCCCGGCGCGGCUUCUCCUUCCCCUCGCCCCAGCCGGCGGGUGCGUGUGCGGGGGGGAGCCCGGCCUCGCGCCCCCGCGGCCCUCCCCGGCCGGCGGAGGAGCAGCUCCGCUGGCUUUCGGCAUGGCGACCCACCCGGCGGUGCUUCGCUGGGCGAGGGUUUCCUGGGUUUCGCUGGAAGGCUGAGGAAUGUUUAACGCUAACUGCAUCCAGAUGUGCCUGCUUGGCAGCCCGCACGAGCCUUACCGAGGGGACGCGGGAUCAGCGCUAUCAAAUGGGAUAUGGACAUUGGUGCCAGGCUGCUCAAACACAGCUUUUAAUGGUCCCAGAAACACGGCAGAGACAAUGAGAGUUCGUCUCAAAGGGGAUGCGAUCUGUACCCUCUUCCUGCUGGUAGCACUCUGCUCUUUACUCUACUCCCAGCUGGAGCAUUUAGUCCCGGUAGGAAACAAGGAGCCGGCACAGAAGAAGCCGGCAGUAACACCAAAAACAUUCUCCGCCCCCAGAGCACCUCGGAGACCGAUGCCAGCAGAGGCAACGGUCCCCAGGCCCCAAGCAACUCCUAGCGUUAGGCGAACGGAGGCAGCCAACAACAGGGUCCAAACUACAACUCGACCUCCAUUGACCGAUUCUGCCUUCAACUUCAAGCGCUAUCUCCUAAACAAGGAUAACAGGAACUUCAAUCUCCUCAUUAACCAGCCCAAGAAAUGCAGGAAAACCCCUGGAGGUCCCUUUCUGCUCAUUGCCAUCAAAUCGGUAGUUGAAGACUUCGACAGACGUGAGAUUGUGCGGAAAACAUGGGGCAGGGAGGGUUUGGUGAACGGGGAGCAGAUCCAGAGAGUGUUCCUCUUGGGAACACCAAAGAAUAGGACAGUGCUGGCAACAUGGGAGACUCUGGUCAAUCAGGAGAGCCAGGCAUACCGGGACAUUUUACUCUGGGACUUCAUGGACACUUUCUUCAAUCUGACCCUGAAGGAGAUCCACUUCCUCAACUGGGCUGCUGAAUUCUGCCACAACGUGAAGUUCAUUUUUAAAGGUGACGCCGAUGUUUUUGUCAAUGUCGAGAACAUUGUUGACUUCCUUGAGAGACACGACCCCACUGAGGACCUCUUUGUUGGGGACAUCAUCUACAACGCCCGCCCUAUCCGUGUCCAGAAGAGCAAAUACUAUAUCCCAGAGACCAUGUACGGACUAAGCAUCUAUCCAGCCUACGCAGGAGGAGGAGGGUUUUUGCUGUCCAGCCGCACCAUGAAGAAACUCUCCAGGGCUUGCAGAGAGGUGGAACUCUUCCCCAUCGACGAUGUCUUUUUGGGCAUGUGCUUACAGAGAAUCAACCUCAAACCCAUUUUGCAUGAAGGAUUCAAGACCUUUGGCAUCGUCAAGCCUUCUGCUGCCCCACACCUACAGACAUUUGACCCCUGUUUUUACAAAGAUCUCAUGGUAGUUCACAGUCUGAAAGUUGCUGAGAUCUGGCUAAUGUGGAACCUGCUCCACAGCCCACGUCUUUCCUGUACUCAGAAGAAGCAAGUGAAGAAGCCUUUCCAAUGGAAAAUGAAAGCUCAAAUAACACCACAAGCAUCACCUCUCAGAUAAUGCAGGCAGACGGCAGCAGAAACACAUAGAAAACCAUCUGAGAAAGGGAACCCUGAACUGAUGCAACUAGAUGAAUCGACUUUAGAAGCAGAGUAUUUUAGGACACCUUAUUUACAAUGUUAAGAGAAGAUGACGAACUAUUGCAGGAAUUUGCCAAAAUUCCACAUUUGCACACACAUACCGUGUAGGUCCUUCUCCAUUAACGAGUCCAAAUAAUCAUAACAGUAUCUUUAAUUUAUUAUUAUUUAUUAGAAUUAUAGUAGUGCUUAGUGGGCCAAUGUGUAAAAGCACAUUGCAAACGCAAUCUUUGGAGACUGUUCAGCAUGGUUAGAAACAUGAGAAAUGAAAGAAGAUAGAGGGUAAGAGACAAUGCCAAGGAGCCCCCAGGAUCGUUAUCAACUUGGUACCUUGACUCAGACUCAUUGAGAAAUGAGCAAACUACAGUAACUAGUGUAAAGGAAAUCAAAGACACCUUAGCGUACGCUCAACUCGUAUCACCACUGCCUGGUUGGCUUUCUGUAGGCCUCCUAAGAAGAAGAGGAAAACUAACAGCUAUUGAAGUGGGGUCCCAUAUGUCGCAGAUAAGGUGGACUACAAGAACACAAACUGGAGGCUGAGGCUGGUGCGGCUGGUUGAGCAGAGGACCGGUAAGUAGAUAACUGGCAAGAGGCUGACUUCUGAAGGGCCUUUAAAGAAAGGACAGGAAGAACUUUGAGUUGAUCCCCCGGAGUCUUGAUUUUCUAUUAUUCAUAGCAACACCUCGGUUCAAAUAUCUGCUCCAUUGACACACUCAGGACUCAGGGGACCAGUUUUUGGCACUUCCAUGAGCUCAGGCUCUCUACGCUAUGCUGAGCGGCACUCAGUGAAAACUCAGAGUCAUUCAACUGCAUCUGAUCUCUCUCAUCGUCUAACCCAGAUCUUCAGAAGGUUUGCAUCCGGAGAGAUCCUUUGGCCUUCACUUGUGAGGGUAAAACCACACAGAGCUGCUGCUUGCGUCACAUUUGGGAGCUUCUUCAAACCAAAGGAAUACUUGUCAACGGAUUGGACUGGUUUCUAUAGGCCUUGGUGCUCUUGCCUGGCAUAUACUCAACGGCAAAGAGCAGCCAAGACUUUUCACAUUGCUGCGGGUGCCAUGUAAAGGGAGAAAGGAGCCUUCAGACAAAAGGCCUUCAGAAUAAAAGGCCAUUCUAAAUUUAUUGCAAGAAAGCAAAAACACAAAGCAAUCUUUCUGCUGGACUUUCCAAGUUUCAGUCAGCCUGUAACUUCUUGAGUAUUUUAAGCAUCAGACAAGAACACUGGAUUGCUUAGUUUUUCAAAGAAUAGUCAAUACUUUGAAGCAUUUUGUUUUUUCUGGCAGCAGAGUACAAGAAUAUCCUUUUAUUGGACAUCAAACAGGAAAUGAGUUCCUCUAAAUCAGGGUUAAAAAGCUAUAAAAUUCAUGGGGCAAAAAGCUUGAAUUCACCUCUGAUACCGUGUUUGUUGAUUCUUCUGCAAUUUUUUGCCCCCUCAACAAAACUCCUAUCCAUCAGAGAAGCCCUGAUGCCAUCCCUCUUCAGGAGGGCACAUACACACGGCUUCAAAGGAAACUACAAUCAGUCAUAAACGUCCCCGAAGUUGGACAUUUGACUUAAACUCUGUUUAAGUUUCCCUUAAACAGAGCCUGCAGCACAGCUGCAUUUCAUACCUGGGUAUAACCUUCUUCCCACCCAGCAAUGGUCCGGGCUCAGUACUCGUACUAACGAUGCACAACAUGGAGGAAAACAAGCUGGUAAUAGCUAUUGGUAGGCUAGUAACAAGAGUCUUACAUGCUAUCCUCAUUGUAACAGUUUAAGCCUUACAAUAAUGUAUUUCCAAGGAAAGGUCAGCUCUAUAGAACCCAAGAGACCACACGUUGAUUUGGGGUAUUUUGAGGAUGCAAUCCUGAAACACAAAGUGCUCACAUGAGCUCUACACAGAGCUCCCUAGGGGGUGGAAAUAAGCAGCGCCUUGCUGGUGGGAGAAAGGCAAUCACGCCCCCGUCUGCUGCCACGUGUGAUACUUAUGUAUUUAUGGGCUCGUACAGAAAUGUAUUACCUGUGAUUAGUUUACAGUUUGGGAAAUUAUUUAUAGCAUCAUUAAAAGACAGCAUGCU